GUGUUUGCAUUAGCAACACUUCCUUGUGAAGAGCAGCUUCAUUUGUUGUUUUCUGAUCUUGCAGCUGUUGAUUUUUUGAAAGGAACUAAAUUAAAAAGAAAAUGAUCAGUGAGCUUCAGAGACAACAUUCAAGAGGGGAAUACAACUAUGUUGCAGGAGAUGGGUAUCCUGGGGACCAUCACUCCCUCAGGCUGCGUCGGCUUUCAUCUCAAAUGUCCAUUCACGAUUUUCCUCAUUACAACCCAAGUUUAAGCGAUGCAGGGGACAGUGAAGCGGGCGACCAUGGCCAACCCCGAGAUCUCAGGAGCCUCCCACUACCCAUGGCAAUAAAAAAAGCGAAACUAAAGAGUCGGGGAAUCCAGGUCCCUGUCCUCUCCAAGGUGGAGUUGUGGAAACAGGAGAAGCUAAAAAAGCUGAGAAAAUUCCAGACCAAAGCCAGAGAGUUUCUCUACUUUUUGGUUCUAUGGGGAAAGACGAUCCAAAAGAUUGGAGGGAACUUUGGAGGAGGCGUCAAGUCGUACUUCCUGUUUCUGCGCUUUUUGGUCGUUCUGAACUUUGUGUCAUUCCUGCUGAUUGCUGGGUUUGUCAUCAUCCCCAGCCUUGUUUUCAGACAGGUGGGGACCAGCUUCAUGAACAGCACAGGUAACGAAAGAUGCACAAUCUAUGAACCUAAUCCUCCAGGCCUGGUGGUAUUCUACAAUUUUUUCCUUGAUCUGCUUUCAGGAACGGGGUUUAUGGAGUAUUCUUUCAUGUUUUAUGGUUACUACAAGAACACCAUGGUGGAGAACAACAGCUUCUCUUAUAAAAUCCCUUUGGCGUACCUCUUUACCGCCGUUUUCUACUUUGCCUUUUGUCUGAUUUGCAUCAUUGCACGCAUGGGUACUGCAGCUCGAGUUGCUGUAGCAACGGGAGGCAGUACUGUGGUGAACUACAGCAUGACUGUCUUCAAUGGAUGGAACUUUGGUUGCCUGGGAGAGACAGCUACCAAGUUGAAGCAGAAAAACCUCCUCUAUCGUUUACAGGUGGAUCUGGAGGAAGAGAGCUUAAAGAAGCGUGCAGCUUCUCUGACCUUGUUGAAGAAAUUUGGCUUACACUCUCUCCGUCUUCUGAUGGCUCUUUUGGUGCUCGGGCUAAACAUAGCAGCCUUCUAUGGGAUCUCUUAUGCCACUACAUACAGCCAGGAACAACAGAAUAAAAGAGUGAACAAAGAAAGCGACAGGAUUCAAGAUUUAUUUUUUGAGUACCUGCCAUCAAUUGUCAUCAGUGUUGCAAACUUCUUGGUGCCUCUGUUGUGUGACCAAAUCGCCAAAGUAGAACAUUAUUCCCCCAGCAUCACUGUCAUAGUAGCACUUUUGAGGGCAGUGGUCCUGCGUUUUGUGGGUUUGGGUGUUCUUCUGUUCACCUUGUGGGAUCAGAUCACCUGUACUGGGAACAUGGAUGACGCAAAAUGCAAAGAGUGCAGUUACAACUAUGCAAGCUAUGCGUGCUGGGAAACUCGUGUGGGACAGGAGAUGUAUAAGCUGACACUGUUUGACCUCCUCAUUAACAUUGCUGUGCUUGUACUGGUCGAAUUUCCACGCAGGAUGGUGGUCGACAAUUGGUCCAGUAAAGUCUCUCAGCUGGUGGGCCGGCAGGAGUUUGUUGUUUCUUCCAAUGUUCUGGGGCUGGUCUACAGCCAAACGGUGGUCUGGACUGGAGCCUUGUUUUGCCCUUUGCUGCCCCUCAUCAACACUGUAAAGUUUGUGAUCCUCUUUUACUGCAAAAAGAUAACACUGUUCUCCAACUGUCGGCCACCCCAAAAAACGUUUCGCUCCACCACCUCAGCCUUCUUUUUCCUGGUGGUACUGCUCUUAGGCUGGAUGCUGGCCUCAGUUGUCAUGAUUUACAGCAUUGCUGUGAUCCAUCCUUCUCGGGGAUGUGGGCCUUUCCGGUUCUCUGACAACAUGUGGUUGAUUAUACCGACAUCUUUCUACAACCUCUCUGCAGCCACACAAGAGUUUCUUUUCUUCAUUGGCUCACAGGCGUUUACAAUCCCCCUGUUUUCAUUAUCGGGUUUGGUGAUGUGCUACGUCAUAGCUUUGUUCUCCAUCUAUGGGAAAAGUGUUGGACUGCUAAGACUGCAGCUCAAACGGGAGAGCCGGGAUAAGCAGUUCUUAGUCAAGCAGAUUGAGGAACUAAGUCGGUAGAUGACCAAGAUACCAUUUGAUAGAUACAUAUAUAUACUGUAUCUACCACUACAAGACUAAACAGCCUCUGGACAAUGUUUAGUCUCUGCAGUACAGUAACAUGAGACGAUGUCAUAAAGAAAGGAUGUUUAUUAAAAAGAAAAAAAAAGCUUCAUAUUAUAUAUACAUAGUGAAAUUACACCAGAUUCUUUCAAAAUAAAAUGUUAAAAAUGUUGCACAUUAAACAUCACUGUUCUUUAAGCACUUUAAAAGUGAUCAUUUAAACAGGUGUUUUGAUCAUUUUUGGAUAUAGACUUUGCAAAGAAAUGCAUGUAAAAAAAUUGAACCUCUAAUACUGUUUUAAAAAAACAAGACAGUUGGACAGUGUUUUUGUUAAGACGAGAGCAACCAAAAAUAAUUGUUUAUUUUUGACCCUUUUGAGACUACGGUAUGUAUUCAAACUUUUUAUAUUCUUUUCUUUAAAUGUUGUGAUUUAUUUGUAUUUUUUUAAUGAGAAGUCCUUCGUUUGCUGUUGUUUUUUUUUUUUUUUAUUGCUUUUUAAAGUUUAGUCUUGCUCGCUUAUGACCAUUACAUUUAUUUCUUUUGAAUAAACCAGUUGGCGCUCGCUCCAGCUCCAUC
This is a messenger RNA of Oryzias latipes (Japanese medaka), 2804 nucleotides long. RefSeq names its product transmembrane channel-like 4 (gene tmc4). Gene Ontology annotation, molecular function: mechanosensitive monoatomic ion channel activity. The record is from RefSeq and is a predicted model, not a curated record. NCBI's taxonomy places the organism in Eukaryota, Metazoa, Chordata, Actinopteri, Beloniformes, Adrianichthyidae. Gene Ontology annotation, cellular component: plasma membrane.